Molecule: messenger RNA, 1276 nt
Organism: Hypomesus transpacificus
Lineage: Eukaryota; Metazoa; Chordata; Actinopteri; Osmeriformes; Osmeridae
Product: deleted in malignant brain tumors 1 protein-like
Exons: 3
Coding region: 201-914 (237 amino acids)
Cellular component (GO): membrane
Source: RefSeq, a predicted model, not a curated record
AAGUCUAAAAUAGUGUAAAUCCCGCCCAUUCUGCAUCUGAUUGGCUGAUGUCCUACCCCCUCCUCCAGAGUCCUGGGGUUCUACAGCAUGUUAGAGAGGCUGUAUUCUGUAUUAGAGGAACACCAGGACAAGUGUUCAGUUAUUAGUGUGUUUUGUUGACCUCUGUUGUGUCUGUCAGACCGCAGGGUGGUGAUGCAGCUAUGGAGUUGAGAACUACAGGAAGUGUGUUUGUGGUCUUCCUCUGCUCUGUGGCAGCUGGCGAUCCUCUGAGAUUGGUCAACGGUUCCUCUGCCAACCCUGCCUGCUCUGGCAGAGUGGAGAUCUACCACUAUGGCCAGUGGGGGACGGUGUGUGAUGACAGCUGGGACCUGCAGGAUGCCCAAGUGGUGUGCAGACAGCUGGGCUGUGGCCGCGCCCUGUCUGCUACAUCAUCUGCCAGCUUCGGCCAGGGCAGCGGGCCCAUCUGGCUGGACAAUGUCAGGUGUUCAGGGUCAGAGUUCUCCCUGACAGAGUGCAGACAUCGGGGCUUCAGCUCACACAACUGUAGACACAGUGAAGAUGCCGGGGUCGUCUGUGAGGCUGGCGAUCCUCUGAGAUUGGUCAACGGUUCCUCUGCCAACCCUGCCUGCUCUGGCAGAGUGGAGAUCUACCACUAUGGCCAGUGGGGGACGGUGUGUGAUGACAGCUGGGACCUGCAGGAUGCCCAAGUGGUGUGCAGACAGCUGGGCUGUGGCAGCGCCCUGUCUGCUACAUCAUCUGCCAGCUUCGGCCAGGGCAGCGGGCCCAUCUGGCUGGACAAUGUCAGGUGUUCAGGGUCAGAGUCCUCCCUGACAAACUGCAGCCAUCAGGGCUUCAGCUCACACAACUGUGGACACAGUGAAGAUGCCGGGGUCGUCUGUGAGGGUGAGUGUUAAAUCAUCUAUGUUUCAAUUGCAAGGCUGUUAAAUGAUUGAUACACAAAAUACAUACUACAUCAACGUCCCCAGUCCUGUUCCAGAACAUAUUCCCCAGUCCUGUUCCGUGAUGCGUUCCACAGUCCUUUUCCAGAACAUUUUUCCACGUAUAAAUUAAUUUAAUAUUUAUAUUCAUGAAAAUUUUUAUUUUUUAUUUGAGAAAUGUUGUUUAUUUUACAAACGCAAAGGUUUUCAUGAUUGCUGAAGUACGGUGUAUUGUGGUGGUGGACUGAGACUUGUGCUCCGUACUGUCUAUGUUGUUACACCUCUCUUCUGUGGUCUCAUUUCCUAUAAACUCAGCUACUUCAUCAAGGUGUGAAUUC